AUGCAUCGCAGUCUCUUUUCCAUUUUUCUGCUGCUGCCGUUGCUGUGCUCUGCCGCAAAGGAAAAGGUGCUGCCUGAGCGUCAGGAUUCGAAGACGAACGACUACCUUACGACUGCUUUCGAGCUGUUCACAAAAUUAUCAGAGGGCAGCAAAAAAGGUGGCGCUGCAAUAGCCGCUAAAGUUGUGUCAGAUAACGUUGACAAGAGGGAGGAAUUCUUUCAAGCUGCUUACGCGACUCUCGACCGUUCUCCCUUCUCCGGAGUGCUCCCACGCUGCCUAUGUAAGGUUGCCAGUUGCGCGCUUGCCCCGUGUUAUUCGAUGUGUACACGCCGCGAGGCGGUAAACUCGGAUAUCUUCGACUGCUCCAGCUGUAUCGGGGAUUGCAUACCUAUGUUUAUGCGCUGCAUACUGAAGUUCAUAUUCUUGGCGCUGUUUGCCCUGCUACAGCCUGCUGCAAGCAUUGCGAACAUCCGUUCCCUCCUCGAGGAGAUGCGUACCAAGGAGGCAUCGAUAAUCGCAGACUCCAUAGAUGUGCUUCAGGAAGAGUACGACUACAGCGAGGAUGUGAUAAAAAAAGCUUUUGAACGCUGUAGAGAGGAGAGCGGCGUGUCGCUAGUGCCGUGCUUCAUCGACUCUCUUCACGUGCAAAAGCUGCUGCAUGAUCACAAGUAUCAUCUUUGCGCGUUCUACUAUGUUUUGUCAGUGGCAGCAGACUGUGCUGCCGAUUGUUUUGAUCACUACAACGUCAACUGUUUAACAGUAAGUCUUGCAAUUUGCGUUGGAAAACCCAUGCCAAGUUUCAUCAACUGCCUGAAGAAAGGUCCACACCAAUACUCUUCGUACAACAACGAAAGUGAGUCUUCGAAUGACGAGUAA
This is a messenger RNA of Babesia bigemina, 876 nucleotides long. RefSeq lists its product as hypothetical. The record is from RefSeq and is a predicted model, not a curated record. Lineage: Eukaryota; Apicomplexa; Aconoidasida; Piroplasmida; Babesiidae. The transcript is spliced from 3 exons. The coding region runs from base 1 to 876 and encodes 291 amino acids.